UUUAAAUUUACCGCAUUUUUAUUUCAAUAUUUCUAUAGUGGAAUACCGCGUCCUUCCCCCACCGAAAGCCCUCCCUUUCCCACCAUUUUUUAAUAAAGGUUUUUUGUAGUGUCGUGAUGUCAGCCGCCACUUGCUAUUAACUAUUUAUUAUAUUCAAAUAGUCAAUACCAAUAAAGAUAGUUUAAAAGUCGAUCAUUUUUAUUUUUGCAGUAACCAAAAAUAAAAACACGCUACAAUUUACUAUUUCAGUAAAUCUUAUUGUAACGGUGCUUUCCCAAAAGCGUUUGUGUCGGAACUUGACACGCUUAAAAUCUUUUAAAAUGACAGCUUGAUUUGGUUUGGUUUCCGCUACUGUGCUAUUGUGCUAUUUUUUGGUUUAUAAUACGAAAAUCAUUAGAAAAUGUCAAUUUCUACUGCUACAGACGAACGAACCGAGGGCGAUGAUGAUACAUCACAAGGAAGUCAGCCAAAAGAUGAUAGCAGUGACUCUGAGAAUGAAAACGAAAAUGAGAAUGAACAUGAGCAUGAACAUGAAAAUGAGCAUGAGCAUGAGCCCCAGAGUCAAAAUGGAGGCUCUCCAGGACCUGAGGUACAUGAAAUCACAAGUGAUGAUGAGGAAGAUUGUGUAGUGACUAAUGAUGACGACAGUUCAAACUCUAGUACAGAUAGUAAUGAUAGUUCUGAUGAAUCACAAAAUGAAAGUAAAGCCAUUGAAGAGAAGAAAAUGGAGGAGCAGCAACUGGAAAAUGGUGGUGAAGAGUCUGAUGUUGAAGAAGUUUCUAUGGAGGACCCUCUCAAUGAAGCCCCAGUUGUUAAGAACAAACCAAUAGUUGUCAGUGAUACCAAAAGUUUGGCAGAUUUAGCAACAAAACAAUCAAAGUCAAAUGGGGAUCAAAACAGUGAGCCGACUGUAGUGAUUAUCGACACAAAUUCAAUUUUGUCUAGCAAGGCCCCAGUCUCAGCACCUAGCAAGCCCAUGUCUACAAGUGCCUUAGAUGCACACAACCUGUGCCAGAGUAUUGCAGCUCGGGGCACAACUAUUACUCCAGUGAGUGUUAAAAAUGCAUCCUCAAACAGUAACAGCACCCCUGCCCCACAACCUAACAUUCUGCCCUCGCUUACUGAUGACAUGUUUGUUGUGGAGGCACCCUCAUUCAUAGUACCUUACGUGUAUGAGAAGCCUUCUAUUAAGCCCUUUAGGGAAUUUGUGGAUAAGCUAGGAAAAGAACUAGAAGAGCUUAAAAUUAAAGAAGAUCACGAGAAAUUGGAGAGAGAAAGAUUAGAAAAUGAGAAGAAAGAAAAGGAAAGGCAGGAGCGUAUCAGUAAAGGAGAGAUCCUGGCUGAUGAUGAAGGUAGUGAAGAAGGUAAAAGUGCAGAAGCUAAAGACAGAAAAUCAGAGAAAAAGAAGAAGAAGCGUGGACAUGAUGAGGAUGAUGACUCAUGGGAUGGAGAGUCUUCUUCUGAUUCAGAAGAUGAAGUCAUAUCAGAUGAUGAUGCUGUGGUGAUUAAAGAUCGUGAUGACACUAUUGAUGACCUGAAAGACCCCAUUAGCCUGAUUGCCAAAGGUUUAAGUGGGGGUAAACCUGAUAGCUAUUUUGAUUGUUCGCUUGGACAAUUUUUUAUAAAUGUUGGACUUAAUUUAGUUCAGGAAUAUGUGCAAAGUGAUUUACUCAAGCAUCAGAAUCGAAAACUAUACAAGGAAAAGAAAACUGGUAAAAACACUAAAGCCACAGAGGCAGCUAUUUCUUCUUUAACACAAAACUUGGAGUUCAGUAAGAAAACAAAUGCUCCGUAUGCUCUUGUGCAGAAAAAGUGUGAGUUUUGUAGCUUUAAGACUGAAUCCAUGUUGGUCAUGGCCCAUCACUUAGAGGCACCACACAUGCGAAAUAACAUCUACAAAUGCAACUCUUGCGAGUUUGAAAUUCGUAGCCCGCAUGACAUAUUGUUUCAUAUGGAAGCGGAACACAACAUUAGGGGUAGAUUGGAAAGAGCUCCUGCAUAUCAACAAUGUGCUAACUGUCAUUUCGAGGAUAACAGCAAAACUAAAUUAGCGCGCCAUUUGAUUGCGUGCGCCAAGAAAUUUAAACCAGAGCUUAACCUAGGACCGCCAAUAGAGUGGGAACCACCCGCGAAAAUACCUAAACUAACAAGAGCACGUAAUAACGUGGUUGGCACUUACCCGUCUAACUUCAAUAAGACACAAAUCAAUAUGAAUAAUUUGAGUCGGCCCCAAAUAAACAUGCCAAAUGUGAUUUCGAGCAUGCCUGUGCUUGGCAGACCUCGUGGACGGCCGCCCAUCUCAGGCCCGCCCCGCCCCACUCCCGUGGCGGGCGUGCCGAUCCUACGCAGCGGCGUUAUGAUAAUGCAUAAUUCACCUGCUGUCGGGACCACUAUUGCCAAUUACCCUAUGAUGCAUAACCAGAGUAAUAAUGCUACACCUAAGAUCUCCAUCACUCCACUUCCACGCGCACCGCAACCUUCGUCCUCACAAUCAUCCCAAAACUCCAAAGCUACCUUUGUCAUCUGUGAAAUCUGUGAUGGUUACAUAAAAGACUUAGAACAAUUGAGAAACCAUAUGCAGUGGAUACAUAAAGUUAAAAUUCAUCCAAAAAUGAUUUAUAACAGGCCACCAUUGAAUUGCCAAAAAUGUCAAUUUAGAUUUUUUACAGACCAGGGAUUGGAACGCCACCUUCUUGGUUCCCAUGGUUUAGUUACGAGUUCUAUGCAAGAAGCUGCUAAUAAAGGCAAGGAUGCUGGUCGAUGUCCCGUGUGUGGAAGAGUGUACCAAUGGAAGCUACUGAACCAUGUUUCAAGGGACCACAAUAUGACAUUGAAGCCUGCACACCUGUCAUACAAAUGUACAGUAUGCACUGCCACAUUUGGAAUGUACAAACAGUUUGAGAACCAUGUUUACUCAGCUCACAGUGUUGUAGCCAAGCGUGUUAUGGAUAAAAGUAAGACUCCUGCAUCAUCCACCAAGAUUGCAGAAACUGAUCCUAUCCUAAAACCCCUCAAAAUAAGUGAUGAGAUUACAAUCAUACCACAACCAGCAAAAUCAACUGUUACUAUUACAGCAAAAGGCAAAUAACAAUAAAGUGGAAGGGAGUGUGCAGACUGUAUUAGCACCAGUAGACCGACAAGCCUGCUUUAUCAGUGAUGCACAUCUGUGGUAUCAAGCAGUAUUGUGUAAAUAACCUUAAGCUAUAUCAAACUUAUUUAAAAAUAUUAACGGAAACCUGAAGCAUUGAGAUAAUUCAUUAAGUAAAUCUCUAAAGAUGGUAUUUUUAACAAGGAAGUGUCGACUUGUAAAGUGUAUUUAAACUAUUUCGUGAAUAUGUAUACCUUAUCAUUAUCAAGCAACAAACGGUGUUGAGCAACUUAAUGUUAAGGGCUUAAUUCACCACUAUUUGUAUAUUGUUAGUGGUUUGAGUGCAAAGCGACUGUUUGUUUGUCACAAAUUGAAACCUGACAUGUUUUGAAUAUAUUUUGAUCUGUAUCCCAUUGCUGUAUAGGUAACUAUUUGUUAGAGUAAAUGUGAAAUGAAUGCAACAAUUAAAUAUUUGUCUAAUUCUAAUUCUCCCUGUGAGUAUUUAUUUAUUUCAUUCUCAAGUGUAAAUCUGAAUGUAGUAUAUCUACCUGUUCUAGUUAAUUCCUAGAUGAUUUAAGUUUACGAAAUUAUUGUAAAAAUACUUUAGGUAGACUUUCCAUUAUGAGUGUAUAUUAUUAAAUCACUUUAUGAUUAUAACAGUUUAGAUAAGCAUAGAUUACAAACUGUAGACAUUAAAUGUAAGUGAAAUAUUGAGUCUAAAUCAUCCUUCACAUUCAAUAUCUACCACAACCACUGCUAUUGGGUACUGGCAGAACCAAUGCUAACGUCGGUCUUAUUUAUUUCUGAUCUCAGGUCAACAGGAUGAAGUGUUGAUUUGGUAAAAGUUUACUGAAAUGUUAAUGUACUUAUAGAACUGAAAAUGAUGUAUUUUUUUUAUUUAAUAAAAAAGACCACUGUAAUUGAAA
Trichoplusia ni (cabbage looper) is the source of this 4014-nucleotide messenger RNA. Its product is annotated as MOG interacting and ectopic P-granules protein 1-like. The coding region runs from base 401 to 3088 and encodes 895 amino acids. Gene Ontology annotation, biological process: regulation of gene expression. The record is from RefSeq and is a predicted model, not a curated record. The transcript has 2 exons. Gene Ontology annotation, cellular component: nucleus. Lineage: Eukaryota; Metazoa; Arthropoda; Insecta; Lepidoptera; Noctuidae.